GUCCUACAAGGGCAGAACAGACAACGUAUGCAGCCCUUCCGGAGGCGAGAGCGUUUCAGGAAAAGGUUGCCUUACCAGGACCCACUAGAAGGGAAAGUGGUCACGUGCACACGUUCAAUUACACGAGGGAGGCAACGUGAAAUGUAGGGAAGAGCCAAAGGAGGUGACAGACUGCGCGUUUCUAUCACUUCCAAGACCGCAAUACUUCUCACUGCGGGCCGUUCGUGCGUUUUCGGCCCCUGAGAUAAAACGAUUUGCAUGCACGUGUGAAUCUGCGGGGCGUCUGUGUAUAUGGAGCCCUCUCCCCAAAUAGUGCAACGCGGCUGUUUCUGGGGUGAAAUCAGUUCUUCUAAAUAUUUCUCCUGCAACCUUCCACGAGUGGUUAACCCGCUACGGCUACCUCCCUCAACCAGACCCAAGGGCAGCUCGCCUUCAAAGCCCAGAGGAACUGAAAAGCGCCAUCAGAACAAUGCAAAGAUUUGCAGGACUGCCUGUGACCGGGACGAUGGACCAGAAGACCUUGGACAUGAUGAGCCACCCUCGCUGUUCCCUUCCGGACAUUAUUGGCACCUCGGAGUUGAUGCGUCGCCGGCGCAGGAGGAGACGCUAUGCUCUCAGCGACAGUGUCUGGACAAAGACCAGCUUGACAUGGCACAUCCGUUCCUUCCCCCGCACCUCCCAGUUGAACCCCUACAAAGUCCGGGAACUCAUUUCCCUCGCCUUCCGGGCCUGGAGCCGUUCCUCAGCUUUGACCUUCCGAGAGGACACUUCUGGGCAAGCUGACAUCGUGGUGGACUUCAGCCGCUCCUAUCACGAAGACAGCUACCCUUUUGAUGGGCCUGGAGGCACCCUGGCCCACGCCUUUUUCCCUGGGGAACACCCCAUUUCUGGCGACACUCAUUUCGAUGAUGAAGAGACAUGGAUACAUGACCCGGACAACAAGUAUCCAGGUCAAGGCACAGAUCUCUUUGCCGUAGCAGUUCACGAAUUUGGCCAUGCCUUGGGGCUGUCUCAUUCUUCCAUCAAGGAAUCGAUCAUGAUGCCCUAUUACCAGGGACCUGUUGGGUCGCCUGAGCUCUACCAGCUGCCACAGGAUGAUGCCAUGGGGAUUGAACAACUCUAUGGUAAGCGUCCAUCAGGUUCAUACCCAGAUUCCGAUAUCCCAAAAUUUCCAGUCCCCACAGACCUUCCAAUCCCUGACCUGCCACCCGACAGACCCACACAAGGGCCACGUCCACCAUCACCUGAUCGCUGUGAGGCCCGGUUUGAUGCUAUCGCCAACAUCCGUGGGGAAGUUUUCUUCUUCAAGAAAAAACAUUUCUGGAGGCUGCAACCAAGCCAGCACCUGGUUUCCCUAGAGCCGGCACAGACGCUGCGGUUUUGGAACGGGCUUCCCCAGGAUUUCAAGGCCAUUGAUGCUGCCUAUGAACGGGCCAAUGACAGCCAAAUUGUGUUCUUCAUUGGGCCCCGCUUCUGGGUUUUCACUAAUACUCAGGUCAACCCGGGCUACCCCCGUCCUGUGUCCGAUCUUGGCCUCCCUCCCCGCACUGUUGUGGGUGCCGUUUUUGUGUGGCCUCACAAUGGCAAGACGUACCUCUUCGAAAAGGACCAGUACUGGCGCUAUGAUGAUCGGAUGGGUCGGGUGGAACAGGGAUACCCCAAGCCUGUCAGCCUUUGGAAAGGAGUACCUAAUGACCUGGAUGAUAUCACAAGCUGGAACGAGGGCGACACUUACUUCUUCAAGGACACCCAGUUCUGGAAGUUCACUGGUGGCAGCGUGGAGUCCGACGCCGGCUACCCACGUUUCAUUUCCCAUCACUGGCUGCACUGCGAGGGCCCUGCCACGUCCCCCCCUCCCUCCCCACGGCAGGGGCCAGAGAAGGGGAUGUGCCUCUGUGGGGCAGCAGCCCCAAAGGCAGCCCCUGUCUUGGCCUUCGGGAUCCUGGCCUUCCUUUGGGCUGUGGGCUGCUGACCUCCCUUGGGCAGCUAUCAAAGUAUUGAGAGACUAAUGCACUUUAUAAUACCCAAAGGAAGGGACCUGCUGGGAAGGGAAUGUGGUGUCCCUCCCCAGGAACAGUCUCGGAGCCAAAGCUUUCCCUUCCUUCCCACCCAUCCGCCUUCGAUGGUGCUCUCACCCCUUCCAACCUGCUUGGCCCCUCUCUACUCCUCCCCACACCCCACAAUUCCAUGCUUAGUUGUUGGUUUGUUAUAUUAAAAAAUAGGUGCUAAGACUGCUUGCAGGCCACACCCACUGACCUGAAAACUCUUCCCCCUAGUCCCAGGUAUGUGGUGACGGUCUGAUUUCUCAGGGGUGAAGGAAAUGCACUCUGUACCUGUUCAGAGGCACUCUCCUUUUUAAAAACCAUUACUUCACACAGCGCAAGCCUGGAUUGGGGAUCAAGCCCUGCCCAGUUUAAAUCCUCUAUCUAGCCUCAGUUAUCCCCAUCGAUCUGGCGAUGCCCCUUCCUUGCCUUUCUCCCAGUGGGAGACAUAUGGAGGGCUGAAUCAUCAGCUUAAAUCAGGGCUUAAGUGCAGACCUGGCGCUUAAGGUGUUUUCAUGUGCAUAGAGAUAGGUGAGUUUAGUGACAUAGGAUUAAUGAGAAGAUGCGCUUUAUGACAAGGCUGGGGGGGGGGGAGAUGUGGCUUUCCCCCUGCAAAUACAUCACCAAAGAAGGCCUUCUUUCUGGGUGGCACUUGCCCACACUGUGACAAUAGCCACGUGCGAACUUGUGGCACAAAACACAAAUCAGAGCAGCAAUGUACGCAUUCAAAAAACCUCCCUCUCCCUUCUCAGAGCCAAUGCCAAGAAAAUAUAACAAGGGUGAUUAAGUUAUUGGGUGAUUUAAAAUUUGGAAUUGGUGACGAGGGGUCAUGUAAACAGGUGUGCCUUGGCCUCCAUUUUUAUAAUAAAAUCUUUAAAACACG
Messenger RNA from Podarcis raffonei (Aeolian wall lizard), 2925 nucleotides. RefSeq names its product matrix metallopeptidase 25 (gene MMP25). Lineage: Eukaryota; Metazoa; Chordata; Lepidosauria; Squamata; Lacertidae. Bases 470 to 1972 code for a protein of 500 amino acids. Gene Ontology annotation, biological process: extracellular matrix organization; proteolysis; collagen catabolic process. The transcript is spliced from 10 exons. The record is from RefSeq and is a predicted model, not a curated record. Gene Ontology annotation, molecular function: zinc ion binding; metalloendopeptidase activity. Gene Ontology annotation, cellular component: extracellular matrix.